GUUACUUAGUGUUGUAAAGUUUCAAGAGGUUGACAUGUUCAUCAAAAGAAUGGUAAUCUAAGUAUGGAUCCUAGUAAUUUUUGCAUCCCACAUGAUGUAAAAAUAAAGAAAGAGCCAAUAGAUGAAGAUGAAGAAAGCAGAUUAGAUCUCAGUCACUUUGAAAAUGAAUGGUUUGAAUAUAAGUGUAAAUCCGGAGAUGUACUUUUUUAUUUCAAUAUCAUCACUAAUGAACAUCGCUGGAUGGAAAAUAGGUGCACUUGUUACAUAGAAAAUGGUGAGGAAUUAACGAGCAAAAGCAUUGGCAUUCAGUGUGAUAUCGAGGACAAAUCCAAACAUGUUCUAUCUAAAGAUGUUAGCACUGAAAUUGAAUUUUCCUUAUUUGGUGUGCAAGAAUCAAGAAUUGGUGUUUCAGUUCAGACAGAAGUCUCAUUUCUUCAAGAAAACAUGUCGCUCAUAGACAAAGGGGUAACGAAUUUCUCAGAAGAGGAAUCGAUUUUAUCUUUAAUCCAUGAGAAUAAAGAGCUGGAAGAGCUAGUCAACAAACUUGUCCUCAACCCUGAAGAAGUUACAACUGAACUGACUCUUACUUUCGAUGGUAGUCCAGUGAACGAUAAACACAGUGAUCCUAAUAAAGACGAUGGGCUAAAUAAUGAAGGCAAUGCAAUUGCUUUAUCUCAGUUGGAUGAAGGACCAAUGAAAAAUAAACACAGUGAUUCCAAUAAAGACGAUGAACUAAUUAAUGAAGAAAAUCCGAAUGUUUUAUCUCAGUUGGAUGAUGGUGAAAAUUUGCAGGAAUCCAAUUUGGAUUAUGGAAAUUCACAUAAAAAAUCCAAUUUGGAUGAUGGAAAUUCACAUGAAAAAGACGCAAGUCUUAAGAAUCAGUCGGACGGGAAAAUUUUAUCGGAAGAAAGUUGGAGUGCUUCAUCUUGCAAUACUGCAAGUGAACGUGACGAGGGAAAAAGCGCCGAAAGAGACAACAAAAAUACUGGUUUAAAUGACAUUGCAUCAGAAGAGCGAAACUCGAAAGAUAGAGAUAGGAUUAGUAGUCCUACCUUUUAUUCAGAUAAAACUGGCGUAAUAGAGAAAACAUCAUCUAAAGACAAAGACCUUUCAGAAGAUGAGAGAAGAUCCGAAGAAAAUGAUGUUAGUAAUCUUUCUCAAAUUUGUGAAAACUUCAGUGAAAAAGAGUCCUCGGAAGGUUUUUCGUAUGCAGAACCCCAUUAUCCUUCUAAAGAUAAGCUGUGCAAGGAAGGAACAGGGAAUGAUUUACGGCCAUCUGAAAUAUCCCAAGAAAAAAACCUUGAUACCCCCCCUCUCGAUUCAGUUGAAAAAGACUCGCAAACAGAAGAUUCUUGUCCAACUUUUGAACAUUUCAUCGAUGAACAGAGUUUCGAUAAUACGACAAAAACCAGCGAGAAUUCGCCUGUGGAUGUUUGUAACUUGGAAAAUGAGAAGCCAAAAAGAGAUCAGCAUCAAAAAUUAGAAACAAAUGCCACUCUUGUAUCUUGUCAAAAAAUUAGACGUCAAACUGCCAGAAAAAGUGCGGACUCGCUAAGGAAAUGCUUGUUAAUACAAAGAAAGGCUGCCGAAUUUUCUAACUUGGAAAAUUCUUAUAAUAAUAAACGAAAGUGUCUUCGUAAAAGGACUUUGAAAAGGAGAAGGUGUGCCGACCCAUUUUCCAAGUGCUUGAAGGUCCUUGUUACCCCAUUGGAACACGAUUUGCCGCGGAUUGAAGACCAAUUAACAUCUAUGUGUAACACAGAAUAUAAAAGGCAAUUUCAAACCGAGCUUGAAGAAUGCGCGUCCAUGUCAGAGCUGUUAUCCAGUAAUGCUGCCGAUGGAAGCACUAACAGCGAUAUGCCUUUACCAAACUUGAAAAACUCCGAAUCCACCAGUACUAAACCUCUGAAUGGUGCAGGUUUAGUUCCGGAUACUACCGUUGGAGAAACAAGAAAAAUUUGUUUGGCUGUUACCGAACAUGAUCUGACAAAGUUGUCAGAAAUUAAGGGUAUCGGAAACUGUAGCAGUGAAGGGUUUGUUGAAACAAAUUCUUUUAUAGUAUUGCAUGACAGCAAUGAAUCACAAAGUGCAGUUAUUCUCGAAACAACCAAUAACCGGAAAGAUAUUUCUGAACACUUAGAUUCUUCUGAUACUGACAUGUCACAAAGUGGAUUUGACUUAAAAGCAAACGAUGAUCAAUGCGCUCAAUCCUCACCUGAAAAACAGACAACGCAAACAACGCAAACUACGCAAACAACGCUUAGGAAUUAUUUUUGCCGUAAGCGGAAACGGAAGAGAAAAUUUGGCACUGGUAAAUGCCUGAACAAGAAGAAUUCUUUGGAUACUAGUAUUAUUGCUAGUGAUCACAGCAAUACCCAACAACCACUAUAUGUUGACAAUGCUGAAGAUGUAGACUGUCACUUCAUAGAUGGAUGUCUUAUAGAACGUAAUGAAAAACGAAGUAAUGAUGAUAAGGCCAAAGAAAACGAAUAUGAGUAUUCGAAUGGUCAUCAUAACCCAGAAAAUAAAUCAGAAGAUUUGCCUAUGGACGGAGAUCACGAAAUUUCUAAAAAGAAUCAUCAAGUUUUUGAGCAAAAUAUUAAGAAUGAAAUUCAAGGAGAUGCAGAUGAGCUUGAGCCCCAGCAUAAUACCAUAAAUAAAAGAGACAAUUCUUCUGGAGACCAGUCCUUGAUGGAUGGAGAUAGCCAAGUGUCAAAAGAGAAUCAAAUUGGUGAGAAAUAUAUUGAAGAUGAGAUUCAAGGCGAAACAGGUGAACGUCAGCCCCACAAUAAUCCUAUAAAUAAAUACAUUUCUUCUGAAGACCGGUGCUUGAUGGAUGGAGAUGACCUAGUGUCAAAAGAGAGUCAAGUUAGUGAGAAACAUAUUGAAGAUGAGACUCAGUGUGAAGCAGAUGAACGUCGGCCCCACAAUAAUCCUAUAAAUAAAGACAUUUCUUCUGAAGACAGGUCGUUGAUGGAUGGAGAAAGCCAAGUGUCAAAUGAGAAUCAAGUUGUUGAGAAACAUAUUGAAGAUGAGAUUCAAGGUGAAGCCGAUGAACGUCAGCCCCACAAUAAUCCUAUAAAUAAAGGCACCUUUUCAGAAGGACAGUCCAUAAUGCAUGGAGAUAGUAAAGUGUCAAAAGAGAAUCAAGUUGGUGAGAAAUAUAAUGAAGAUGAGAUUCAAGAUGAAGCCUAUGAAGAUAGACCUAAGAAUCCAGGCAAAGAUCGGCAGGUUGACUUCUCCAUUAUGGAAACUAAAGACAUCCAUGACAAGAAAAAUAAAGGUUUUGAUAAGGAAGAUGUUCACAACGCUCAAGACAAAGUGGAAGAGGAUUCUCAGAUUCCAAAACAUCAUUUAGAAGAUAUACCUAUGCUGGACGAAAGUAGAAUGGUAUUCAAUGGGAAUAAUUGGCAAGAUAGAAAUGACGAUAACAAUGAGUCGGAAACUCAAAACAAAGCAACACAGACAAAUCAACAUCUUGAAGAUCAUUUAAGAGAUUUAUGCAUGAAGGAAGAAAAUGAAGAAGCAGCUAAAGGAAAUGAGUCUCAAAAUGGAAAUGUCGAAAAGAACAAAGAAAAUGAAGCGCAAAACAAAAAAUCGAAAGAUAAAACUGAAAAUCUAGAGAAUAAUCAAGAAAACUUGUCCAUGGCGGGCAAAAUUCAUCAGCUAUCUAAUGGAAUUGAGAUUGAGAAUGAAAAUAGUGUUAAGAAUGAUGAAGGUAAGUCCGAAAACAAAACAGAUGAAUGGAAGGAAAAUGAUGAACCUCAACAACAAGAUCAAGGCAGUCAUGUGGCAGUGCCUACUCUGAAGUAUGGGACUGGUGGAAUACCUAAUGAGACGGAACAUAUCAAAAGAUUUAGCGAUGGAUCUAAAAAAGAAAAAGAUGAGACCAUAUCAAAAAGUGAAUCUCCAAGUCAAGAAAAAUUGUCACAGGACGACAUACAUGUAUUGGAAACAAAUGUUAAUGAUGUACCUGGAUCUAACAAUGUACCUGGAUCUAACGCUGUACCUGGAUCUAACGAUGUACCUGGAUCUAACGCUGUACGUGGAUCUAACGAUGUACCUGGAACUAACGAUGUACCUGGAAUUAACGCUGUACCUGGAAUUAAUGAUGUACCUGGAUCUAACGAUGUACCUGGAGUUAACGAUGUACCUGGAUCUAACGAUGUACCUGGAUCUAACGAUGUACCUGGAUCUAACGCUGUACCUGGAUCUAAUGAUGUACCUGGAUCUAACGAUGUUCCUGGAUCUAAUGAUGUUCCUGGAUCUAACGAUGUACCUGAAACUAAUGAUGUACCUGGAGUUAACGCUGUACCUGGAUCUAACAAUGUACCUGGAUCUAACGAUGUACCUGGAUCUAACGCUGUGCCUGGAUCUAACGAAACUGAGCAGGUUAUUCAAGGUAAGGCGGACAUUUGCACAGUUAUGGAAGAAUGCAACCUGCAAGAUAUUAUAUCAGAAAGAGGAGACGAAGGAACUUCUCUUAUUACGGACAGUCAAUCUGAUGUUCUGAACACUGGCUUUAAACCAGCCCUAAUGGAAAAAGUUAGCGAAGUAACACAGAAAACCGAAAAAGAUGUCCCCAGAGACUCAGAUGUAAAUAGCAAAUCUAAAAGAAAUCCUAGCACUAGACGCCGAAUCGACCUUUCAUGUAAACUAUGUGCAAAAAGAUUUAGAAGUCGCUUCAGGCUCUCAUGUCACUUGAGGGGCCAUAAAUUAGAGAAAACAAAAACUUGUCAUUUAUGCCUGAGAACCUUUAGGAGUCAUGCUCUGUUAUUGGAUCACAUGAAGUACCAUACUAUGGUAUCAAAGCACAGAUGUUCUUACUGUAAAGAAUACUUCGUCUCGCAUCAGAAGCUUGUUUCACAUUUUAUUAAAUGCAGAGAAACGAAAUACACACCCCAAAAUUCCAACACUGAUACAGCCAGUGAAGUUUCAUCUUCAGAGGCCUCUGCCCUAAAGAGUGACUGUCAACUUGAUAAUGUUUCAUCGCCUGCAACGAACGAACUCACAUUGAAGGAAAGUUAUAAAUAUCUUGAUAAUUAUAUUACCAAUAGAAAAAGCAAGGUAAAAAGCGUCUUAGCAGAUGCGACAGGUCCUACAGGCAGUAAUGAGGAAGUGACUGAAAGUCACACCAUUACUGAAAGCCACCCCAUUACUUCUGGUGACAGUCUAGAAAAAAAUGUCGAAACUCCUCUCAACUGCUCAGUCUGUAGGAUGCAGUUUAAGAUGGAAUAUUGGUUGAACCGUCACAUUGAGAAGAAGCACGGAAUGUCUGCUAAGGAGGGCUCGACUGUUUUGGAAGAUGGAACAGGUCCUACAGAUACACCUGAUGAGGUGUCUGGAAGUCAAACCAUUACUGGUGACAGUCAAGAUAAAAAUGUCGAAACUCCUCUCAACUGUUCAGUCUGUGGGAUGGUGUUUAAGAUGGAAUAUUGGUUGAACCGUCACUUUGAAAAGAAGCACGGAAUGUCUGCUAAGGAGGGCUCAACUGUUUUGGAAGACGGAACAGGUCCUACAGAUACACCUGAUGAGGUGUCUGAAAGUCAAACCAUUACUUUUGACAGCCAAGAUAAAAAUGGCAAAACUUCUCUCAACUGUUCAGUCUGUGGGAUGCUGUUUAAGUUGGAAUAUUGGUUGAACCGUCAUAUUGAGAAGAAGCACAAAAAGUCGGCUAAGGAGAGCUCAACUGAGACUCUAUCACCUGAAACUAACGAAGGCAAAACAAACAAAUCAAUCGAUGCGGAAAAGAAACCUCGAUUUUUUGAAAAUCACCCAUCUCCCAAGAAAAUGGCAAAAGACGCGACAGUCAUCAAAGAUGGUGAAAUAAAUAAAACAUUUGAAACAAGCAAAUGUACGAAAAAAUCUCAGGAAAAGCCUGCACCGCCUCAAGGAAGGACAGAAAGUGUGACUGGGAACGAACCAAAACAUUCGGAACAAAAGAAAAUCUACAAAUGUGAUAUAUGUAAUCGAGAUUUUGUUUAUUUUGGAAGCUUUGAAAAUCAUUUGAAACAUAAGCACCAUGGUUUAGACAACAAAAAUGCCACAAAUAUGGAUACUGCGUCAAAAGAAGAGGUGGCGGAGACAUCAAAAGGUACCAACCUAAAAACGGGUUUUGAAGUGAAAGACAAUGCUGGGAAGGCAGGGAAGGCUGGGAAGGCCGGAAAUUCUUUUCUUGAAACCGAGGUGCGCAGCAACAAUGAUAACGUUGUCAUUGGUUACAAGCAUAAUACAUUUAAGUGCUGUGAAUGUCCCCAAGAAUUUUUACAUCUUGAUGAUCUUCUAAGACACAACAGCGAUGAGCAUGCGGCACGCAAGUGUCCGCACUGUGAAGUAAGCUGUUCGUCUGCUGAAGAGUUAAAUUCCCACAUGCAAAUGCAUCGUAGACAGGCAGCCACACACAGUAUGAAUAAAAUAUGCUGUAAAAUUUGCUUGAAAGAGGUUUCGACUGCUCUUGAAUUAAUCACACAUUUUCGCACACACAAAAGAGGUAGAAAAAGAAGAAUCAACGAAUCUCAAGAAGAAGAAAAAGAAGGCCCUAGAUUUGAAGAACAAUCAACAUCUAAAUCACUUGAGACUACUGGAAGCACUUCAUCUGAUGAUCCUAGUUCUAAGACCGGGAUAGACGGUUCGGUCUCACAAGAAUCUGAGGAAAAGCUUUCUGAGCGUGCAAUUCCAAACGUGUCUAAAUCCGGUAAUGAGGUCAUCGGUAACACAACAAUGAAAAAUAGCAUCAGAUUGUCGGUAUUUUGUUGUUUUUUAUGUAACAAGGCAUUUAGUAACAUCAGGAAACGUUCCUUGCACAUGAAACGUUCACACUCUAAAAAAAACAUCCAAAGGGACCCCGAAUUAUCACCCAAAAAUUGGUUUCUUCACAAAUGUUCCAUUUGUGGCCGCGUUUUCCGCAAAACAAAAUAUUACGAGAAACACAAGCAAGAACAUGAGGAUAUGCAGACAACUGUGUCAAUGACGAACAAAGCUGGGCCAUCUUUCGUCACCAAAAACAAUUCUGAUGUUAAUGAAGGAUCACAAAACAGCAGUGAGCGCAUUCCACAAGACACAGUGGUUUCAAAAGUUCCAGCAAUCAAUAAGGACCUUGGGUUUGAUCCAAGUACAGAAAGAUGUGUCUCUGUUAAUACUGAUGUCAGAAUGAAAUCUUAUAAAUUAUUAAGAAGGAGGCAUUACCUAUGUUCCAUUUGUGGCCGAGCUUUCUAUAGUUUAAAAAAACAUAAUCAGCACACACUUGAGCAUGAGGAUAUGCAGCAAUCCGUUUCAUCAUACGUUCCCAAGAAUACUUCCAGCUGCAUUUCUACUGACAGCCUGUCUUCAAAAGAUACGAACACUUCAUCGAUCCUGAAUAACAUUGAUCUUGGUCCAAGUGGUGACUUGGUCGCACAUUCUCCUGUUAUCCCCAAAGAAAUGACAAGACAAGAAAAAGUAUCUGAGUCAACUGAGCCACCAUAUUCUUCGAAGAACCCUUCAAGCUGCAUUUCUACUGACAACCUGUCUUCAAAAGAUACGAACAUUUCAUCGAUGCAGAACAACAUUGAUCUUGGUCCAAAAUGUGACUUGGUCGCACAUUCUCCUGUUAUCCCCAAAGAAAUGACGAGGCAAGAAAAAUUAUCUGAGUCAACUGAGCCACCAUAUGCUUCGAAGAACCCUUCAAGCUGCAUUUCUACUGACAGCCUGUCUUCAAAAGAUACGAACACUCCAUCGAUGCAGAACAACAUUGAUCUUGGUCCAAGUGGUGACUUGGUCGCACAUUCUCCUGUUAUCCCCAAAGAAAUGACAAGACAAGAAAAAGUGUCUGAGUCAACUGAGCCACCAUAUUCUUUGAAGAACCCUUCAAGCUGCAUUUCUACUGACAGCCUGUCUUCAAGAGAUACGUACACUUCAUCGAUGCAGAAUAACAUUGGUCUUGGUCCAAGUGGUGACUUGGUCGCACAUUCUCCUGUUAUCCCCAAAGAAAUGACGAGGCAAGAAAACGUAUCUGAGUCAACUGAGCCACCAUAUGCUUCGAAGAACCCUUUAAGCUGCAUUUCUACUGACAGCCUGUCUUCAAAAUAUAUUAAUACUUCAUCGAACCAGAGUAACAUUGAUCUUGGUCCAACUGACAGCCUGUCUUCAAAAUAUAUUAAUACUUCAUCGAACCAGAGUAACAUUGAUCUUGGUCCAAGUGGUGACUUGAUCGCACAUUCUCCUGUUAACCCCAAAGAAAUGACAAGACAAGAAAAAGGAUACGAUGAGUCCACCUGCCAAGACAAGAAUGGGCUUUGGACUGAAUCUCGAUCUGCAUCUGUUUGUAGCAGCAAGACUACGAGUAGAGAAAGCUCCACAAAUGAAAGCCAAAGUGUGUUGCGCUACCUAAAUUUGGAAACGCAUUCCUGUGGUACAUUGGUAGGAAAAAGAUACAGGUGUUGUUAUUGCAGUUUAUCAUUCAGCAGCUUCUAUCAAAGGGACUCUCACGUAUUUGCGAUGCACGAGAUGAAAGCAAACCAGUCUCAUCUGCAAAAGGGAUCCUAUUCACCUACGGAAGCAAACCAAGGCCCGAAACGUCAGGCCAGUGAAGAAACUUCUCUUGAAAUGUUAGUGGAUGGAUCUAUGGAUAUGGAAGAGUUGUUCAAUUCUGGGAUCAAAGAUGUUAACGAGAACGACGAAACCAUGAGAAAGAAAUACCACCGUCCAAAUAUUCUUCGAAGAAGCAGGCCGUUAGGAAAAGAUGCUUUGUUCAGGGAUGAUGCCUUCAGUGAUCAAGACAACGGUUUACUUUUGGAAACAACAUCAACAAGGAGCGACAGUUAAUUGAAGGAAAUCCUGGAAAAAAAAGCAAAGUCAAUAUGAUGUUUUAUUAUAUAAUUACCAAUGAAAUAUCUAUUUUUCUCUAUUUCGAAAAAUUGAU
Molecule: messenger RNA, 8899 nt
Organism: Actinia tenebrosa (Australian red waratah sea anemone)
Lineage: Eukaryota; Metazoa; Cnidaria; Anthozoa; Actiniaria; Actiniidae
Biological process (GO): regulation of transcription by RNA polymerase II
Cellular component (GO): nucleus
Molecular function (GO): sequence-specific DNA binding; DNA-binding transcription factor activity, RNA polymerase II-specific
Source: RefSeq, a predicted model, not a curated record